Ooceraea biroi (clonal raider ant) is the source of this 713-nucleotide messenger RNA. RefSeq names its product putative nuclease HARBI1. The record is from RefSeq and is a predicted model, not a curated record. Lineage: Eukaryota; Metazoa; Arthropoda; Insecta; Hymenoptera; Formicidae.
ACUAUUGCAAGAUGCUACGCUGACAUUAUGUGAAAACUUGCGACUUCAUGUGUGACCAGCUAGUAGAGUAACAGCAAUUCCAUUAGAAUUAAAGGUUUUGGCAACAUUAAGUUUCUUAAGCUCUGGAUCCUAUCAAAGAAGAGUCGGACAAGACUUUUUAAGUUGUAUGUCUCAAUCUGCAGUUAGUGGUGCAAUACAUGAAAUUAUAGAUGCUAUCAAUAUUAUAAUGCCAGACUGGAUAAACUUUCCUAGACAACUCAAUGAAAUUGAAGCCCUUCAGCAACAGUAUUGGAUUAAUACUAAUUUUCCAGGUAUCAUAGGAGCUAUUGAUGGCACACAUAUAGCGAUUUGGCCACCUGGAAGAAAUAGAGAACAUUUUUAUAUUAAUAGAAAAUUAUAUCAUUCUUUGAAUGUCAUGAUUGUGACGACAAGAGUGGAUAAAUUAACUACUUUUAGCACUACCCAGGAACAACAACGUGGACGUAGUAGUUUCCUGUUCCCUUCGGGGUGCUUGUGUCACGUCCGGGGAAGUGAGAACGUUGCUAACCUGGUUUCUGAGCUAACCUAGCCCUCGGUAGUUUAACAUCAGAUGCUCUCUUUUGAUUUAGGGUCAAUCUGCAUACAUCGACUUUACCCGGGAAUGGAGAGAGCUUGGAUCAACUUACAAUGAUGACAAAGUUAUCUUUCCGAAUCAAAACUAUGAAUGUAUAAUU